Messenger RNA from Mytilus californianus (California mussel), 5857 nucleotides. RefSeq names its product zinc finger protein 721-like. The record is from RefSeq and is a predicted model, not a curated record. The coding region runs from base 514 to 5670 and encodes 1718 amino acids. NCBI's taxonomy places the organism in Eukaryota, Metazoa, Mollusca, Bivalvia, Mytilida, Mytilidae. The transcript has 4 exons. Gene Ontology annotation, biological process: regulation of transcription by RNA polymerase II. Gene Ontology annotation, molecular function: DNA-binding transcription factor activity; RNA polymerase II cis-regulatory region sequence-specific DNA binding.
CGAGAAGGCAAAAAUGAGGACGUGGAAAGUGUGCCAAUCAUGAAUAAUAAAGUUCUCAUGUUUCUCAGAUUUUAAAAUACAGUAGUGGUACUUAUUAGAAACAAGAGAAGCUUUUGAGAAGAACUGAAAAUCAUAUCCAAUAUUCAGACUGAUGUGAAUCUAUUAAAGCAGAAAAGCAUAGUGAUUUCCAUGCAAUAUUUAUAUAUAUCCAACAGUUCCUAAGAUUCAAUGAUGUCAUUGACUAUAAAGCUAUCUGAACAUGCUGAAAAAGAUAUCUGUGCCUUAUCGAAUAAUGAACAUAAACAAAUCAGGUUCUUAACCUGAAAAAUAAAAAAAACAUAUCCUGAAUGAAAGCAUUGACUAACAAAGCAUGUUAGUAAGACAGUGACAGGCAGAAUCUCAUCAGUUUAAAGCAAAAACCAAAUAAUCCAAUUUCAUUAUAUAUAUGAAAGUAAGAAAUACAGACAAUCAUCUCCUGGUUGAAUCCUAACCAGACGUUUAAGAAAACAUCUUAUGAUGGAAUUUAGUCUCCAAGGAGAUAUUGUAGAGAACAAUGACAAUAGAUCAUUUGACGAGAUUAAAGUCGAAGGUGAAAUUUUGACUUGGGACACCCUCUGGUUUGAAGUUUGUAGUUCUGGGGAGCAAAAUGAAGAUAACAAGGAGACUGUGAACACUUGCUCUGAAACAGCCAGCUCUGGUCAACUUAUCUGUAGUACAGAAAUAAACAAUGAUGAUGCAAGUGGCAGCUUCCUAAAUAAAAAUGACGAUCAAAACAUUGGAAGUAAAAGCAAUGAAGUCUUUGCAGUGACAACUAAAAGUGCAUUUACUGAAAUACCAGAACAUGCAAAUGAUGUUGUUACUGCAGAGGUCAAAAGAAGAACUUGUACUGUCAGGGAUGAAUCAACAGGGUCACAACUUACGAACAAAGGCUGUGCUACUUAUCAAGACUCAUUAGAAAAUGAUGAUACGAGUGCCAGUGUCCUUAAUAAAAAUGAGGAUCAAAACAUUAGAAGUAAAGGCAAUGAUGUCGGUGCCACCACCUCCAAAAGUGCAAAACCAGAACAUGCAAAAGAUGAUGCUACUGCAGAGGUUCAAAGGAGAACUAGAAGUGUCAGAGAUGAUGCAGCAUGGUCACCACUUAAUAACAAAGGUUGUUCUACUAAUCAAGACACAUCAAGCAGAACAAGUAAACAAACUGAUAUUACAGAAAACCAGAUAAUUCCAAACAAAGAAAGUAAGAAAAAUAAAAAGGUCAGUGUAUCAGAUAAGGAAGCACAAUGUAAAACUUCUGAAGCAAGCAUCAAGUGCAUACAAAAUGUAAAUAAACCUGAUAUUAAAUCGACACGUAAGAGUGAAAGGGGCAAUGUAGAGAAACUGUUUGAUAGUACAGAAUGGGACACAAGCACUUCUCGUGUUAAGAAAAAAACUCAAAUUAUUGAAAAACUAACAAUUACAAAUAAGAGUGAACAUAUAGAAAAAAGAAAUAAAGAAAACCAGAAAGAUACAAGUCAGGAUUGGCCUUGUAAUGAAUUGCCUGACUCUCAAAUCGUAAUAACAGACAACACUCUUCAUGAUUUAUUAGGUGAGAUUGAAACAAAUAUACCAUAUCAGUUGAAUGAAGAUCAGUUCAAUAAAAAGCAGUCUACAACAAGUAAUAGUGAACAUUUAGAAGAUGCUCAAAUACAGAAAACAUUCAGAUUGAGUGAUGAUCAGUUUAAUGAUUUGAACUCUGUUACAACAAAUAACAAUGAAAGUGGCCAAUCAGAUGACCAUGAUGGUUCUGAAAACUUUAGACCAAGCGUAUUUAAUAGUGGAUCUGAUAGUCAGCAAGUUGAGACAUCAUAUGACGGUAAUGAUCGAAUUUGUCAAUCUGCUAGAUCUCUAUAUGGUAGGAAAGAUAGUGCAAAGAUCAUAAAUGUAACCCCACAAAUCAAAGAGUGUUUUGUUGUUCUAAAAGAGAAUCAAUAUGGUAGGACAGCUAGUGCAAAGAAAAUUGAUAUAAACCUACAAAUCAACGAAUGUAAUUUUGUUCUGAAAGACACUCAAUUUGGUAGAACAGAUAGUGCAAAAACUAUCAAUGUAAACCCACAAAUCAAAGAAUGUUAUGUUGUUCUAAAAGACAUUCGAAAGGGAAAUGAAUUAAAAGAGAACACAGCAAACAAUCAAUCAACUGCAUUAACAAAUAGAAGAGUAGUUAAUGCUUGUAAUGAUUUGAAUGGAGAUCAGGAAAAUCGUAAUAGUUUAAGAACAAAUGACAAAGAAACAAAAGAAGACAAAGUUAACAAAGGCAUGAAAUCUUUCAGUUCCAGACUUGAGGUAAAUAACCAGAAACAGAAAGGAAACAUUUGCAAAGGACAAAAAUUAAACAAACUAAGAAAUCAAAAGUUUCGUUUCCCAUGUGGAAAAGAAUUUAAAUAUUCAUGUAAUGUAUGUUACAAAAAGUUCACCAAGUCACGACAUUUAAGAAAGCACACCCGAACUCACACUAGAGUCAUUACAAAAACACAAAAUCUGAAAACUACACAUUGGUGCUUCCCAUGUGGCAAAGAGUUUGAAUCUAUGAGUAAGCUAAAAAAGCAUCAGAAAAAACAUACAGAUGACAGACCAUAUUCAUGUAAUGUAUGUUGCAAAUCGUUCAAGUAUUCAAGUCAUUUAAAACGGCACACCCAAAUUCACAAUACAGUGAGAACAACAAUACAAAAGCAGAAAACUACCCAUUGGUGCUUCCCUUGCGGCAAAGAGUAUAAACGUAUGAGUGUGCUAAAAAAUCAUCAGAAAAUGCAUUCAGAUGUAAGACCUUAUUCAUGUAAUGUUUGUUGCAAAAAAUUCAAGAAUUCAAGUCAUUUAAAACAGCACACGCCAAUUCACACUAGAGUCAGAACAAAAAUACAAAAGCAGAAAACUACCCAUUGGUGCUUCCCUUGUGGCAAAGAGUAUAAACGUAUGAGUGUACUAAAAAAUCAUCAGAAAAUGCAUUCAGAUGAAAGACCUUAUUCAUGUUGCCUAUGUUCUAAAAAAUUUAAGAGGAUGUCACAUUUAAGAAUGCACAGACGAAUUCACACAGGGGAAACACCAUAUACAUGUGAAUUCUGUGAUAAAAAAUUCAAAUAUCAAAGCUCUUUGUGGCUUCAUAUACCAAUCCAUAAAGAUAUCACGGAGAGAAAACCUUUUCUUUGUUCCUUUUGUGGAAAAUAUUUUUGUCGAAAGUCUAAUUUUCAAAUUCACGAGUUGUCACAUCAAACAGAAAGAAGACAGUCAAGAAAAGAUUGUCAAGAUUCUGGUAAAAAUGUAGAUGCGAUCAGGAUGAAUUAUCAGUCCAUUGACAGCCAAUCUGAAUUUAGUGACACAAAUGUUUUAGAAGAAAAUUUUAAAUGCUCAGAGUGUUAUGCUAUGUUUGAAGAUAAGGACACUUUAAAACUUCAUGAACAGACACAUGUGUGUCUAACAUGUUUAAAGACUUUAAAUUGUGUUUUUUGUGCUGAAGAAUUUAUUCUUGAAAAACAUUUGAUAAAGCAUUUAUAUAUCCAUAUUAGAGAGAACUAUUAUCACAACAAUGCUUCAAAAAAAGAUGAACAAAAGAACAACACUUAUAAGAAAAGAGAAAGGGAACAAAACAAUGGUGGCAUUAAUAUAUUUGAGGUUAACAGUAAUAAGAAAUAUUUUCUGAAUUCAAAUGAGAAAUAUACCUGCUGCCAAUGUGACGAACAAUUUUGUUCCCUAGCCUUAUUGAAAACACAUGAGUUAACACAUUCCAUGUCAACACCUUCAAAAUCAUAUUCAAAUAAAUGGAAAUUUAAUUGUUCUGAAUGUAAUGCUGGCUUUAAUCGCAUGAGCAAAUUGAAAAUACAUGAGAGCAGUCAUGCAGGAGUUAAAAUUCAAAAUUGUGAUCUUUGUGGACAAAAUUUUCGAAAUAAAUAUAGUUUAAAGAUCCAUAAUCAGAUACACACUGGCGAGAAUUAUUUUAACUGUGACCAGUGUGACAGAAUUUAUAAGGAAGCAAGUAAACUGCGGGCCCAUAGACAGAAUGACCAUGCAGGUGAAAAAACAUUUAGGUGUUCUGUUUGUUUUAAAAGAUUUCGUGAAAAAAGUUCACUCAAUAAACACAUGAAACAUGCCUGUUCUCAAACAAAAGUUUCAAAUGGUAUCCAGUGUAAUAAAGAUCUCCAGUUUGAAUCUGAAAAUAGUAAGAAACAGUUACCAUUCAGUAGCAAUGUUUGGAUGAACAAAGAAGCAGUGCCUGAAAAAAUUGAAAGGUUUGUUUGUUUACAUUGUGGAACUGGAUUUCAUUACAUGGCUCAAUAUAAGAAACAUCUUUUAAUACACUCAGAUAUCAAACCUUUCUCUUGUGAUGUAUGUGAUAAAUCAUUCAGUCGUAAAAGAUAUUUGAAGAUUCACAAGCGCAUACACACUGGGGAGAAACCGUACAUGUGUAAAUUUUGUGAGAACACAUUUUCUUCCACAACUUCAUUACUUUGUCACAGAAGAACCCAUACUGGGGAAAAACCGUAUUUAUGUUAUGUGUGUGGUUUGCAAUUUGCUACAGCACAUGGCUUGAAUCAACAUCUGUUGAUGCACCAGGAUAUCAAAUUACACAAGUGCCGUAUAUGUUACAAAGCAUUUAAGAGACUGGAGAAUUUAGAAAGUCACAAAGAAACUCACAAACAAGGAGAUAAAUUUAAGUGUGAAGCAUGCAGAAAAGAAUUUAAGAAUAUAGGUGGUUUAAAAUCUCACAGAAUUUAUGUUCAUUCAGGGAACAAGCCAUUUUCGUGUUGGAUAUGUCAGAAAAGAUUUGUGAAAAGUCAAGGGUUAAAAAAGCACAUAUGUAUUCAUACUGGUGAAAAGCCUUAUGAAUGCAAUGUAUGCCAAAAAAGGUUUCGUUUACAAAAAUCACUAAGAGAUCAUCUACGUGUGCACUCCGGAGAAAAGCCAUACACGUGUGGCAUAUGUGGAAAAGGAUUUAGCCAAUCAGCAAGUUGUACAGCACACCAAAAAACACACACUUCAUAUAAACAAUAUGUGUGUGAACAGUGUGGAAAGGAAUUUACUUUUAAAUGUAAUUACGAAAAACACAUGAUAACACAUACAAAUGAAAGGCCGUAUAGCUGUAAAGUUUGUAAUAAAGGGUUUACUCAAAGCAGCAGUUUGAAUACACAUUACAGAUUACACGAGAACGAAUCGAAUUCAAAAAAGCAUGAAGAGAAAGAACUCUCAGCUGAAUCCCAAAAAACAAAGCUUGCUCAUGGAAAAGUAAAAGAAAUAUAUCAAAGAUCAACGAGUUCGAUAAAUUCAUUGUCUUCAUCAGGGACAAGCGAAGGGAUGAUGUCAACACAAAAAUGUGUCAAAGAGAAAGGAGUUGUUGCAAAAGCAUCGAAUUUUAAAACAGCACCAAAACAAGCAACAAGAUCUGAAGGACCUUAUCCGUGUUCUACGUGUGGAAAAGUGUUUACUCAAAAGUAUAGUUUAAACUGGCAUCAGCAGACGCACUACGAAAAGAAACAAUUUAAGUGUGAUGUUUGUGGAAAAGAAUUUAAUUUUAAAGGCAAUCUAAAAACACAUCUUCGUGUCCAUACCAAUGAAAAACCAUACAAAUGCCAUGAGUGUGGUAAAGGGUUCAGCCAGACCUCUAGUCUACAUACACAUAGUCGUUUACAUGACAAGUCAGCAGCAUGACCUUUAAAAAAUUGACAUUACUGCUUUAAUUAUGUAAGAACUAUGUAAUUAAAUGAUUAUGAAUAAGAGAAUUUUUUUAAUUAAUCUUAAAUACAAUAGGCCCAUAGACUAAGUGAAGUUUUGAUAACAUAUUUUACGUUACAUUAUGAUAUGAAACUAGGAACGAAUUAAAAUUUAACACAGAGAA